UGGCGACUCCGCUGCUAGAUAACUUGAAAGAUGCUGACAUGCUCAGUCAUGACGACUAAGUACUAACACAAAAUAAAUAGCCCCGUACAAGGAAAUUCACCUCUGCAAUGCGUGCUUGGGAGGAGGUAUAUAUAUCCGACGGAGUAUCCAAAGAGACUCAGUUUGCUCUUCACUAGUUGCUCCCUCACCUACUGGCUUCCUCACUGUCGCUCGCUACAUCGUCCCGAGUCAAUCACAAUGGUUGACUGGAAAACCCCAAAGGAAAUAGAAGCAGAAGGUGUCCCUUUCAUCAAGGCAGUCUAUGUCCUAUUUGGAAUUUACAUAUGGGAAAUCUGCACAACUGGCAGAUUCGAGUUAUCUAUAUUCUUGGGUAGGCGCAAGUUGACUUGGCCUUUGGUUUUCUUCUUUCUGUGCCGUUACAGCAUGCUCCUUGCUUUCAUUGGAUUGAUCAUCUUCGUUAAUGUAUCCAUGAAGAUUGAUUGUAAUGCUCUGUACACAUUUACUUUUAUCGCAGGCAAUUUAACAAUUCUAGGUGCCUCCACUUCACUGAUGAUCAGAACCAUGGCGCUUUGGGAGUGGAAACGCCAGGCAGUUCUGUCAAUGCUUGCCCUGUCAUUUGGACAGUGCGCGAUCCUAAUUUGCACCAUAACGACCGUACAAGCAUCAUGGGAUCACCAGGCUAGGGCUUGUGUGGUUGUCAGGACAAACCACAUCCUCCUGAGCCUGAACUACGCCUACACUAUGUCAUUUGACUUUGUGAUUUUGGUGAUGACACUACUCGUUCUGAGAAAACGUUUCAGACAUGAGGAUCUUUCGACCCUUCUCUGUCGCGACGGCUUGGUUUACUUCCUCAUCACAUCGACUUGCAACACCGUUCCAGCCGUCUUAGCUGCUCUCAACCUCAACGGUGAGGGUGCCCGCUGCUACAGUCUCAGCUAUUGCUGCCUGUCGUGUGUUUAUUCGCCUCGAUGCAUAUAACAAAGGCAACGGCGAGAAGGUUCGCAAUAACCCGUCGUUGGUUAAUCACAAUUCCACCUCUCCUUCAGUUAGCCCUAGAAGUCCUACUUCAUCGCCGGGUCCUAUCAGCUUUUUGCCCUUGCCCAGUCCUAAGACAACGAAGCAAGGGAUUCGUGUCACGGGCACUAUGGAUUUGUCUGGCCCAUCACAAUCCGCCAGGAGCAAGUCCCCUUACGAGCGCGACAGCGACCGCACUUCGGUCGACUCCGGGUCAGACUCGAAGUAUCCUGGUCCUCACGGUGACAGGCGUUUGAUCGCUCGGAUUUCACCGUACAUCCGCUUUGGCUCAGCCGUUUGAGUGGAUGCUGGAUACCGCUUUUUGUCACCGU
Suillus subalutaceus is the source of this 1346-nucleotide messenger RNA. RefSeq lists its product as uncharacterized. Bases 238 to 978 code for a protein of 246 amino acids. The transcript is spliced from 14 exons. NCBI's taxonomy places the organism in Eukaryota, Fungi, Basidiomycota, Agaricomycetes, Boletales, Suillaceae. The record is from RefSeq and is a predicted model, not a curated record.